AUGCCACACUAUCCUUACCAGCACAUCCUUCUUAACAAAAGAGGCGAUACUCUAUUUGCUUCAGCGGCAAACUCGGUUUUCGUGUUUUCGAUAUCUGGAACUGAAGCUACGUUAAUAUCAAAAUGGACAGAUCAAAUCGAUCCUUACUAUGGUAUUCGAAAGCACCACAAGGACCUAAUGGAGAAGUAUGAAAGGGAGCAGCGAGAACUGGAUGAGGCCGGAAAUAAUGAAAAGAAACAAAAGGCUCCUAAGAUGCCAAUUCCAGGACCUGGUGCACCCCCCACAUUUACAUAUAUUAGAGGCAUGCAUCUGACUAGAGAUGAUACACAUUUGAUUAUACUGACUGAUAACGACAAGGCGGCAGUUGUGUUCAAAGUGAAUCCAUUAGAAACUGGCUCUCCGUCUUCAGUUCUACGACUUGUCAAACGUCAACCUUUUCCUAAGAGACCAUCUGCUGUUACUACAUCGUUGGAUGAUAAAAAUAUUCUCGUUGCAGACAAGUUUGGUGACGUUUAUUCUGUUGGAUUAUUGGACACAGAAAUCCAGGAUGAAGAGAAGAUGCAACCAUUACUUGGACAUGUGAGUAUGCUUACAUGCAUUGAUAGUUCAGUGGAUGAAAACGGAAAGGAGUGCGUAUUAACAUCGGAUAGAGAUGAGCAUAUUAGAGUUUCAUACUAUCCAAAGAGUUAUGUCAUUAAGAAGUGGCUUUUUGGCCAUAAAGAAUUUGUUUCCAAAUUUGUUUUACCAAGUUGGAGCAAGGGAAAAGUUCUUGUGAGUGGAGGAGGAGACAACUUUAUUUGCUCUUGGCUAUGGCAAGCAAAGGAGGGUGGAGAGUUGGUGAGUCAAGUGUCAGUUGACGAAUUGGUGAAGAAUUAUUUGGGAGACAAGCAUUUGGUUCCUGAAAAGUUUCAAAAUGAGAAUCAUGACUUCAAGGAGUAUUGUGUAUCUGACAUUAUUCCAGUUGACUCGUGCCAUAAGUUGGCGUUUAUCUUUGAGAGGGUGAAUGCUCUUUUCUUGUUUGAUCUGAAAGAUGAUGGUACUCUAUCUUAUGACAAGACAGUAGAUACCGAUGCUGAUAUAAUUAGCGGCACCGUGUCUGGCGAUAUUCUUAUAUUGAGUGUUGAAAGUGAGGAAAGACCGAUAGUUGCAUACAAGAUUGAGAAAAAAGGUGACACUUACGACAUUAGGCAGAUAGCGGGCGCCUUUCAAGCAGUUUCAGAGAAUAGAGUGGAGGUUCAAAGCGACGACUCCAAACAGAAUGUGCCAUUAUUCACAGUGGGUGGUCUUAGAAAGAGAAGAGAACACUGA
Molecule: messenger RNA, 1308 nt
Organism: Brettanomyces nanus
Lineage: Eukaryota; Fungi; Ascomycota; Pichiomycetes; Pichiales; Pichiaceae
Exons: 1
Coding region: 1-1308 (435 amino acids)
Biological process (GO): RNA (guanine-N7)-methylation
Cellular component (GO): tRNA methyltransferase complex; cytosol; nucleus
Molecular function (GO): tRNA (guanine(46)-N7)-methyltransferase activity; protein binding
Source: RefSeq, a predicted model, not a curated record